AUGGAGGCUAGAAUGACCAUUCUUGACUCAUUUGAAGUCGUCAUCCAGCCACAACCUAAAGUCAAGGGAGGGAGACACAAGAUGUGGAUACGAGUAAGGUGAGCUCAGCUGACAGGCCAGUCAUUUAUGCCCGGUUUGCGGUUGUAAUAUGGCUGAGUUCUGACGGUAAGACCGAAAUGGCUGCAACAGUUCCGCCUGUCUGAUCAGAAAAACAUCCUCGAUUAUCACAGUUUGCCCGCCGGGCAAAAUUUCAGAUCGACCUUUUGAGCAUAUGUUAUGACAUUAAACAGAAAAUUAUGUUAGCACAUUUUUACGAAAACUCGUAGUUCCGAGGAACUAUAAUUAACUUUGGAUCCCAAGGUCAGCACAGCUUUAGCUCUAUGUAGCUCCAGCUGGCAUUCAAGAGAGCAUCAAAAUCGGUAAAUUAGGAGUUGCGAGUCGAGAUGUGGCGGCUAAUGUGUUUGGUAAAGGGGGGCUUCGCAGCACGAGUUUUGGGGAGAAGUAACUACUCUUACCACCAACCAGCGGUUACGGUAGACUAUUUCCAUGGAGCAUUUGUAAUGAGCUGUUAAUAAUUAUCUGAGUAGGCAGUUAACGCAAUCUAGGGAAAGUCAGCAUAACUUCCGCUAAAGGAUAUGGUUUUAGUUGAUAAAGUUUAACGUCUAAAAGACUUACGACAGUCGACGGAGCGUCAGCGUUCGUACAGACUAACCGAGAAAGUGGUCUAGUCAUCCGCCACCAGAAGGUUGACUCCGAAGAAAAGGGGGGUGGUCAUGUAGUACUAUGCACCUUCUAGGUUGGCAAUGUCUCCUCCUCCCCCCCCCACCACCACCACCACCAUCCCCUCCUCCUCCUCCUCCUCCUCCUCCUCCUCCUCCUAUUCCUCCUCCUCAACCAUCGCCGCCGCCACGACCAUCCCCUAUUCUUCUUUUUCCUCUAACGCAUUCUAG
This is a messenger RNA of Spirometra erinaceieuropaei, 950 nucleotides long. Lineage: Eukaryota; Metazoa; Platyhelminthes; Cestoda; Diphyllobothriidea; Diphyllobothriidae. The record is from the annotation of a GenBank genome assembly.